Molecule: messenger RNA, 5079 nt
Organism: Drosophila albomicans
Lineage: Eukaryota; Metazoa; Arthropoda; Insecta; Diptera; Drosophilidae
Gene: mAChR-B
Product: probable muscarinic acetylcholine receptor gar-1
Exons: 4
Coding region: 550-3747 (1065 amino acids)
Biological process (GO): adenylate cyclase-inhibiting G protein-coupled acetylcholine receptor signaling pathway; G protein-coupled receptor signaling pathway, coupled to cyclic nucleotide second messenger; chemical synaptic transmission
Cellular component (GO): synapse; dendrite; membrane
Molecular function (GO): G protein-coupled serotonin receptor activity; G protein-coupled acetylcholine receptor activity
Source: RefSeq, a predicted model, not a curated record
AUAGGCAACGUUGUCGACUGACUAAGGCACAGUCCACGUUCGUCCGUUGGGCUGCUCAGUCGCGUUGCUCGGCAGUGGACAGCAAAUUUCUCAGUGUGUCUCGCGUUGUGUGUUCCACAUAACGGAAAUCAGAGAUUUGAAAAUCAAACUUCUAUUGUGGCAAAAGUGUGCUAGUUGCGUUUUUGGGAAACUUUGAAAUUUUUCAAGUGCAAUUGAACGUUUCACAAACAGUCUGUGGCAAUUGUUGUUUAUUUUGUCGAUUGGCGAUUUGUUGUUAAUGGCCGUGGCGCCUGCGUCGAGGGCAACUGUUGCUGCAGCUGGCUACGUUGUACAUAUGCUGCACCUGCUGGCCGAAGACAGGGCCAACCACAAAGAGGACGUCAACCAGAACUGGGCUGGCAAUGCACACAGACAGCUCCUUCGCAGCGCUGAAUAACUUACGAAUUAUUAUCGUAAAGAACUAGGAACGAACACAAUAUCAACAAUAACCAAGAGCAAUUGCAAAGUAACCAAGAGCCAGAAAAACAAAAUCAAAGAAAAGCCAGUAAAAUGCGUUCGCUAGCCAAGUCUUCGACUUCGGGCUUUAACAGCAGCGACGAGGACCUUAAUGGCAUCAGCGAAAUUGAUGCUGGCAAUAGAACCGAAAAUGUAUACUCUAUCAAAUCGAACUGGAUAACAGAAUGGCGCAUACGCAAAGAGCGUGAGAAUCUGUGUCGUGUCUUCUACAAUCGUGUGAUUGAGAACGCCGAGUGCAAGCGAUUUCUGGAGGCAGCAAAGAUCUAUGGCGAAAUCACGGACUUCAACUCGUGGCCGGCCAAUGAGCAGCUGCAAUGGUAUCGUAAUUUCGGUGUAAAUCUAACGACCUUUGGCCGGAAUAUCUCAACGGAGGCAACUGCACCUCCGCUGGAGGAUAGUGGACCGUCGCCAGUGUUGCCACCGUUUGAGACUUGGCAAACGAUUGCGAUUGCGCUCUGUUUGUUCAUGUGCAUUCUGCUGACGGUGGGUGGCAACAUUCUGGUGCUGUUGGCCUUCAUUGUGGAUCGGAAUAUUCGGCAGCCCAGCAACUACUUUAUUGCCUCGCUGGCCGCCACGGACAUGUUGAUUGGCACUGUAUCGAUGCCGUUCUAUACGAUCUAUGUGCUACGCGGCUACUGGGAUCUGGGACCGUUGCUCUGCGAUCUCUGGCUAUCCGUGGACUAUACCGUUUGCCUUGUUUCCCAGUACACGGUGCUGCUGAUCACCAUCGAUCGCUAUUGUUCCGUGAAGAUUGCGGCCAAGUAUCGCAGUUGGCGCACACGAACUCGUGUCAUUUAUAUGGUGUCGAUCACUUGGAUAAUACCCACGCUGCUCUUCUUCAUCUCGAUCUUUGGCUGGGAGCAUUUUACGGGUAAACGUGAUCUCUUGCCGGGCCAAUGCGCUGUGCAAUUCCUCAAGGAUCCCGUGUUCAAUACGGCCCUGAUCAUUGGCUACUACUGGACCACAUUGAUUGUGCUGUUUGUGCUCUACGCCGGCAUCUAUAAGACGGCCUACGACAUGCAGAAGCGCAGCGAAGCGAAGCAGCGUAAAAUGCAAUCGAUGGUGGCGUUGAGUGCUGGUGCCAUGUCCGGCAUGGCGGGGCAUGCGGCUGGCAUUGGUGUCAUCGAGGAGAAGAUACUGAAGACGAAGGUGCAGCUGUCGAGUGCACUCAACGAAAUCGACAGCGGCAGUUGCACGACAACGGUGAAGCGUUUAAGUGGCUCGGGACAGGCGAAUCCUUUGGCCCAGGCCAGCGAAACGAUUGUUGAGAAGAUGACACCCGAACAGCGACGUGCGUCGGAGGCAAAGAUCGAGGAAUCGAAGCGUGCCGCAGCCGAGGCGGAGAAGAGCGAACGAUCGAGCAGUCCGGCGUUUGAUUCCGAUGAGGAAUCGUCGGUGAAUCAGACGCAACAGCUGCUCAAUCAACAGAAGUUGGCCAAUAUGCGAAAGCGUUCGUCCAUCGGUUUGGUGUUUGGGGCACAGGCAGCGCUGCUGGCGACACGCAGCAAAGGUAACUUGCAACUGAGCACCACCAACUCCAAGUCAAUUGAGGCGAUGCACUCGAUGGGGCCCAGAUCGCCGCACCAUCAUCACCUAGCACACCAAACGAGCCUGCAGCGGGCGCAGAGCAAAGAGGAGGUGGGCAUGGGGCAGCAACACGCUCAGCAACAGCAACAACAUCACUAUCAUAAUUCCCAUCAUCAUUAUCAUCACCAAUAUCAUUAUCAUCAUCAUCAGCAGCAACAGCAGCAACAUCAACAUCAGCAUGCACAUACGCCCGUUGAGCGGCCCAAGCGCACCUCCUGCUCCACGCUCUCCCAGAUAGCCGAGCAUGAACGCCUCAUUGAUUUCCACAACAACAACAAGCAGCAACAGCAACAGCAACAACAAGAUCUAGACAAACAACAGCAAGCACAGCAGCAAUGCAAUUCCGAUCCCAUGUCACCCGUGGACCUGGCGCCCAUUGAAGUGCCACACGAACAGGUGCAACAAUGCCUCGUCCAAGCCAUCUUGCCGCCACCCGAAGCCUUUCAAUGCCCCACGCCCCUGUCCGACUAUUCGGAUCGUCCCUUUGGCAACUGCAGCUCAGGCGCUGACAGUGAGCUGGCCAUGACCUAUGACCUGCUGACGAACAACUCCGAGUUGCGUUACAUGGACGAGAGUUCGGCCAUGCAGAAUAACGACAGUGUGACCAGCUGCUCGCAGAGUGUGCGCUCACAACGCGUCGCCUCGAGCAGUCAACGCAGUGCCAUUCCACCACCGCCACCCGCACGUAAACAGCUCCAAACCAACAGUUCCCCAACCGCCACCGCUACCGCUACCGUCACCGCAACCGCAACCGUUGAGCCACAAUGCAACCAAGAGGGGGAAACUCAAUCCCAGUCACAGUCACAGUCACAAUCCCUGGAGCAGGUAGCCAUUGAAAAACGUCUUCUCGUCUCAUACACAGGCAUCGAGGACUUUGCCAAGGUGCGACGCGAGAGCUGCAUCGAGGCCAUCUGCCUGCUGGAUGUGCCCGGUGGCAAGCAUCAGCAGCCGGAGAGUCCACAUCGACGUGCCUCCAGUCCCAUGGAGACGAGCAGCAAGGAUGCGGUGCUCUAUUCCCCGAUGCCACCGCCACCCAAAACACAAUCACCAACAGUUGCAGCUGCAACGGCAACGGCAGCCACAGCAACCACAGCAGCAGCAGCAACCACAACAACUGCAGCUCAACUGGAGCGCAUCGAUGAGCGCGAAGCGUCCGAUAGUAAUACCAAUAAGAUGGCAUCCACAUCGGGCACCACCAGCAGCUCGGCUGGUGGCUGUCGAAAGGAUGCCAAGGAGCAGCUGGAUGGCGACGACGGCGGCGUCUCGCGACGCAGCUCGAGCAAAAGGCAUUUCAUGCAUUCGAUUGGCAAGCAUUUCAAGAGCAAGAAGGCGCUGCCCCUGGUCAUGGGCAUUGGCGGGGGCAGCCGGCAAAAGUCCAAGUCGGAGAAUCGGGCACGCAAAGCGUUUCGCACCAUCUCGUUCAUUCUGGGCUGCUUUGUGGCCUGCUGGACGCCGUAUCAUGUGCUCGCUUUGGUCGAGGGCUUCUGCCGCGAUCCACCGUGCACCAAUGAGCAUUUGUAUAUGUUCUCGUAUUUUCUCUGCUAUGCCAACAGUCCAAUGAAUCCCUUCUGCUAUGCGCUGGCCAAUCAACAGUUCAAGAAGACCUUUAUGCGCAUCCUUAAGGGCGAUCUGCACAUGACCUAAGCGAACUUCUGACUGCGAAUAGAGCAUCCUUGAUUCCCGGAUUCGAUUUGACAUUGCAUUUGAAUCACACAUUAAAAACACACACACACUCGGCACACAGCAUUCCCGUGAGCCCCCGAAUGCCGUGUGUCCACAAAAUAUACCAUAAGAUAACCUUAAUAUCGAAUAUCUAUAAAUGCUCCAUCAAAUCGAAUCGAAUGGGAUGCUGUCGACAGUCGACGCCGAUUGAAUUCUAAAUUUAAAAGGUGUCUGUGGUGUGCUAAGUAAAUGUAAUUUAAGUAGCCAAAGGUGUGUGUUAGUUAGAAUGGAAACUAUUGUUUACGAUACAAUACAAAUACAAUACAAUACGAUACGAUAUGAUAUGAUAUGAUAUGAUACAAGUUGGUAUUAGGUUUUGAGGCGAAUGUUUUAGACAAUAAAUAAAUUAAUGUUUAUAUACUACAUAUACUCUAUGAGAAGCAUCCCCCAAAACGUACACAACUAUCUCUAUAGCAUACUAAAUAUAUAAUAUAGAUAAAUGUACUUCUUACAUAAUCCCUGAUGCGAUAACAUAUCCCCACAACAUUUUUAUUUGUUUAUAUCAGACAUACACGAUCGUAUAUAGAGCGAGAGAUGCAGAUCAGCUCAGCUCUACAUACAUAUGUAUGUAUAUCAGCUAAUUGUGAGAAAAUAUCAAUGUAUAUUCUAUACUCAAAGUAUACAAAUAACACAUGCAUAUUGAAUACCCAUUUCAACUGAAUAAGUAUGUGUGUAAGAGAAACGCAAAUAAUUAUAUUGUGUGUACUAUAUUGGAAACUAUAAUAUCCGUGUAUAAAUGUCAAUUUCUGUGCGCGCGCAAACUCCCGAUUAACGAUGACCGAUGACCGAUUUAUGAUGAUCGAUGAGCGAUUAACGAUGCCCGAUGACCGAUAGACAGACGAAAACUGGAAACUACAAACAACUGCUCAGAUUUUGGGUAGUACAAAUAUAUAAGUAAAUAUAUCCAACAAUAUUUGUAUUAUAAGUGUAUACCAUACAUACAUAAAAAAAAAUGUUAUGUAUGUUAUUUCGCGUCUAUGCCGAGCUGCCUCAAUAAGUUGACUUUAAUAUAGUAUUUUCAAUGUUAUUGUUAUUGGUUAAUCUAUUGUUUUUUGUCUUUUCUAUCUCAUCGUAAGCCAAGUUGCCUCACUGAGUUCAUUCUGUUGAGAUUGUGAAACUGUUAUCAGUUACAUUUUUGAAUAUCUGUUGUUUUAUAGUCUAAAUCGAUUAGUUAAUUAAGCAUUUCCUUUUCCUUAGCACCUAAGAAAAGCGUGUUACAAUAACUACAACAUUAAAUAAAUACAACAUUUAUGU